AUGACUAGAGCUAAAAUAGAACUUGGCGACGUGACUCCCCAUAAUAUAAAACAGCUGAAGAAGCUUAAUACAGUGGUUUUCCCAGUGUCUUACAAUGAUAAAUUCUACAAGGAUGUUUUGGAAGCUGGUGAACUCGCUAAGUUAGCAUAUUAUAACGAUAUCGUCGUGGGAGCAGUAUGCUGUAGAAUAGACACGUCGGAAAACUCUCGAAGACUGUAUAUCAUGACCUUGGGAUGCUUAUACCCUUACAGAAGACUUGGCAUUGGUACUCUGAUGGUAGAACAUGUGCUCAAAUAUGUUGAACAGGAUGGCAAUUUCGACAGUAUUUUCUUGCAUGUCCAGGUGAACAAUGAGGGUGCAAUAGAUUUUUAUAAGAAGUUUGGAUUCGAAAUUGUUGAGACUAAAGAGCAUUACUACAAACGGAUAGAGCCAGCAGAUGCACACGUCUUACAAAAAACGAUCAGAGCGCCACAACCUCCAAUACCUUUACUCAACGGAUCAGUACCACAUGCGAAGACAAAUGGACAUGAUUGA
This is a messenger RNA of Arctia plantaginis, 534 nucleotides long. The record is from the annotation of a GenBank genome assembly. Lineage: Eukaryota; Metazoa; Arthropoda; Insecta; Lepidoptera; Erebidae.